CUGGGGCUCAGCCUCAUGCUCCUCAAAUGGAUCGUGGUGGGCUCCGUCAAGGAAUACGUGCCCACCGACCUGGUGGACUCCAAGGGGAUGGGCCAGGAUCCCUUCUUCCUCUCCAAGCCCAGCUCCUUCCCCAAGGCCAUGGAGACCACCACCACGACCACUGCGACCACGUCCCCUGCCACCCCCUCCGCCAGCGGCGCCGCGUCUUCCAGGACUCCCAACCGGAUUAGCACCCGCCUGACCACCAUCACGCGGGCUCCCACUCGCUUCCCAGGGCACCGGGUGCCCAUCCGGGCCAGCCCGCGCUCCACCACGGCACGGAACACCGCAGCCCCCUCGACGGUCCUGUCCACGACAGCCCCCUUCUUCAGCAGCAGCACACCAGGCUCCCGCCCCCCGGUGCCAGGAACCCCCAGUACCCAGCCAAUGCCCUCCUGGCCCACUGCGGCAUACGCUACCUCUUCCUACCUUCACGACUCUACUCCCUCCUGGACCCUGUCUCCCUUCCAGGAUGCUGCCUCCUCCUCCUCUUCCUCCUCUUUCUCUACCACCGCUAUGCCAGCAACUAGCAGCAGCUCCAAAUUUCACACGACGACAUAUUCCACAGAGCACUCAGAGCACUUCAAGCCCUGCCGGGACAAGGACCUUGCCUACUGCCUCAAUGAUGGCGAGUGCUUUGUGAUCGAGACCCUGACCGGAUCCCACAAACACUGUCGGUGCAAAGAAGGCUACCAAGGAGGCCGUUGUGAUCAAUUUCUGCCGAAAACGGAUUCUAUCUUAUCAGAUCCAACAGACCACUUGGGGAUUGAAUUCAUGGAGAGUGAAGAAGUGUAUCAAAGGCAGGUGCUGUCAAUUUCAUGUAUCAUCUUUGGAAUUGUCAUCGUGGGCAUGUUCUGUGCAGCAUUCUACUUCAAAAGCAAGAAACAAACUAAACAAAUCCAAGAGCAGCUGAAAGAGACACAGAAUGGUAAAAACUACAGUCUUAAAGUGUCCAGCACGAUGAUGAAGUCGGAGACCUUGGCCAAGAGUCAUGCCCAGCUGCAAAACUAUUCCAAGGUGGAAAGGCAUCCUGUGACGGCAUUGGAGAAAAUGAUGGAGUCAAGUUUUGCUGGCCCCCAGUCCUUCCCGGAUGUCCCUUCUUCUGACAGAGGAAGCCAAUCUGUCAAACACCACAGGAGUCUCUCCUCUUGCUGCAGCCCAGGACAAAGGAGUGGGAUGCUCCACAGGAAUGCCUUCAGAAGGACACCCCCCUCGCCCCGAAGUCGGCUGGGUGGACUCGUGGGACCAGCAUAUCAGCAACUCGAAGAAUCAAGGAUCCCAGACCAGGAUACAAUACCUUGUCAAGGGUACCAGUCCAGUGGUUUAAAAACCCAACACAGUGCUUCAAUAAAUAUGCAACUGCCUUCAAGAGAGACAAACCCCUAUUUUAAAAGCUUGGAUCAAAAGGACCUGGUGGGAUACUCAUCAACAAGGGCCAGUUCUGUGCCCAUCAUCCCUUCAGUGGGUCUAGAGGAAACCUGCAUGCAAAUGCCAGGGAUUUCUGAAGUCAAAAGCAUCAAAUGGUGCAAAAACUCCUACUCUGCUGAUCUUGUCAAUGUUAGUAUUCCAGUCAGUGAUUGUCUUAUAGCAGAACAACAAGAAGUGAAAACAUUGCUAGAAACUGUCCAGGAGCAGAUCCGAAUUCUGACUGAUUCCAGGCGGUCAGAAGACUACGAACUGGCCAGCGUAGAGACUGAGGACAGUGUGAGUGAAAACACAGCCUUUCUCCCCCUGAGCCCCACAGCCAAAUCAGAUCGAGUGGCACAAUUUGUCUUAAGAAAUGAAAUACAAAGAGACUCGGCAUCGACCAAGUGACUUGAGAUAUAAGAAUCUGUGCGUUCUGUGCUUUGCUCAACAGGAAAGAGAGGAAAUUAAAUACAAAUUAUUUAUAUGCAUUAAUUUAACAGCAUCUACUUAGAAGAAACCAAAUAGUCUAUCGCCCUCA
This is a messenger RNA of Trichechus manatus latirostris (Florida manatee), 1984 nucleotides long. It is a transcript of the gene NRG3, whose product is annotated as neuregulin 3. The transcript is spliced from 9 exons. Gene Ontology annotation, biological process: nervous system development; animal organ development; intracellular signal transduction. Gene Ontology annotation, molecular function: chemorepellent activity. Bases 16 to 1854 code for a protein of 612 amino acids. NCBI's taxonomy places the organism in Eukaryota, Metazoa, Chordata, Mammalia, Sirenia, Trichechidae. The record is from RefSeq and is a predicted model, not a curated record.